Messenger RNA from Symbiodinium necroappetens, 921 nucleotides. The record is from the annotation of a GenBank genome assembly. NCBI's taxonomy places the organism in Eukaryota, Dinophyceae, Suessiales, Symbiodiniaceae.
AUGGUAGCAGCUGUGGAGAGUGUUCGGCGUUAUGGAUUGCAGCACCCCCUGCUGCAAGAAUUGACAGAUGAUGUUGAGCACAUCCAGAAAGCACACAAGCGUGCAGAAGAACAGAAACGAGACGAGGUCCGGGAGCAGCUGUUGGAGCGUGCUGCACAAUUGGUGCCUGGGAAUAGCGAUUCUUUGGCCAAUUUGGAGCACACCAUCGAUAGGGCCGAGCGGUACGGAGUCGAAGAGAACCUUGUACUGAGUGUUUACAGUCAGCUCAAGAUGGCCAAGUGCGAGCAGGAGUUGGAUGAGGCCAUGCAGCUCCGAAGCAUCAGGCAUUUGGAGAUCGCCAUUGACCAGGCGGCGGAGUGUGGCGGUGUUGCACGCGUCAAAGUACGCGCAGCAGAGCGAGUGCUGGAGGAGGAGCAUCACAUCAAGAAAGUUUUAAACUACUUCCGGGAAACCCUGCGGUUGCCUGGACGGAAACAGCGCGUUCUCUGUUGCUACGAGGAGCUUUGUCAGACACAACUGGGCCGCUCAGAAGAAGGUGGCUUUCGCACUCCGGGCAAGCGCUACAGUCAGGAUGAUCCUUGGGUCCAUGCGCAAGCUGCGGAGGAAGUGCAGACAGAUUAUGUGGAGGUUGUAGAGGAUACCUCAGACAACCUCGUUCUCAUCCACAAGGAUGCCUACAAGGAUGCCCUCGCAAGUUGUUGCAGGGUGGCCGUGAAGCUGGCCAAAGUUCCGCGGACCGGCCAGUUGGACCAGGAGAAGUCCAUGUUGGGGCUCACCCACCCGAACGUCGUCAAGUUCACGGCUCCGGGGCUGAGAGUCCUGCCAGAUGCUGAAGAGGCAGAUCUCUUGUUUUUGUUCAUCUUCUUGGUGAACGUUCUGGUCCGGAUUGUUCAUCUCCACAUGUUGUGCUGCUUCUCGUGA